Molecule: messenger RNA, 394 nt
Organism: Lepus europaeus (European hare)
Lineage: Eukaryota; Metazoa; Chordata; Mammalia; Lagomorpha; Leporidae
Product: HIG1 domain family member 1A, mitochondrial-like
Exons: 1
Coding region: 76-357 (93 amino acids)
Biological process (GO): negative regulation of apoptotic process; mitochondrial respirasome assembly
Cellular component (GO): mitochondrion
Source: RefSeq, a predicted model, not a curated record
GCGCGCAGUUGGGCCAGAAGCCGGUUGGAGGGUUUUUGGGGUUGUUGCUGUCGGAAGAUUCUUCAAACAACCAAUAUGACAAUCAAUAUAGAUGUUUCUCUUUCUUCAUAUGAUAAAGAUCAGGGAUCCAAACUUAUCCGAAAAGCUAAAGAGGUGCCAUUUGUCCCCAUUGGAAUGGCGGGGUUUGCAGCGAUUGUGGCAUAUGGACUGCACAAACUGAAGAGCAGGGGAAAUACGAAAAUGUCCCUUCACCUCAUCCACAUGCGUGUGGCAGCUCAAGGCUUUGUGGUAGGGGCAAUGACUCUUGGUAUGGGAUAUUCCAUGUAUCAGGAAUUCUGGACAAAACCUAAACCUUAGAAGAGAUGUUGGCUUGGCCUUGUUGGAGAUGCUUCCU